Lachancea thermotolerans CBS 6340 is the source of this 669-nucleotide messenger RNA. RefSeq names its product Fmp52p (gene FMP52). The transcript has a single exon. NCBI's taxonomy places the organism in Eukaryota, Fungi, Ascomycota, Saccharomycetes, Saccharomycetales, Saccharomycetaceae. The record is from RefSeq and is a predicted model, not a curated record. Gene Ontology annotation, cellular component: cytoplasm. Bases 1 to 669 code for a protein of 222 amino acids. Gene Ontology annotation, biological process: import into nucleus.
AUGUCAUCUCGUGCCCUUAUUAUAGGAGCUACCGGGCUUUGUGGAUCCGCCUUUGUGAAGUACGUCGCCAAAGACCCUUCUUUCACGGAAAUCGCGACCAUUUCUCGCAAGGCACUUAAUGGAAAUUAUGAUGGUAAGGUUCGUUCACUGAUCCUGGAGGAUAGCAGUAAUUGGUCAGCAGCUGUUCCGGAAAACUAUGACAUUCUAUUCUCCGGACUUGCUACUACUAGGGGAGAGGCCGGGAAAGAGAAUUUUUAUAAAGUUGACCACGAUAUGAAUCUUCAACUAGCCAGAUCGGCAAAAGAGAAGGGUUACAGCACUUACGUGGUUGUAAGCUCCACAGGCGCCGAUGAAAACUCCAUGUUUUACUAUAUGAAAACCAAAGGAGAGCUUGAGCGCGACAUAUUAGCAUUGGGUUUUGAAAGAACAAUCAUACUUCGCCCCGGCCCCUUGCUCGGUGAACGCACGAAAUCAAAAGGUCUUUUAAAUGGGUUGAGCUCGAAGAUUGGAAGCAUUGUGUAUAGGACAAAGCUCCAAAGCGUGUUUGGUUGCCCCGUCUAUGGAGACGAAGUUGCGAAGGUGGGGGUCAAGUUAGCUCUUGAUACUUCAGAUACUGCUAAAAUCAAAAUUGUGGAGAGCGCAGAAAUCUUGCGGUUAGCAGGAGUGUAG